Molecule: messenger RNA, 594 nt
Organism: Theobroma cacao (cacao)
Lineage: Eukaryota; Viridiplantae; Streptophyta; Magnoliopsida; Malvales; Malvaceae
Source: RefSeq, a predicted model, not a curated record
AUGGCUUUCCACCCUCAAACUGAUGGGCAAUCUAAACGAACAAUACGAACAUUGGAAGAUAUGUUGAGGGCAUGUGUAAUAGACCUUGGGGUUAGGUGGGAUCAUUAUCUACCCUUAAUGGAGUUUGCUUACAACAAUAGCUUUCAAGCUAGUAUCCAAAUGGCACCAUUUGAGGCAUUAUAUGGACAGAGGUGCAAGUCACCAAUUGGGUGGCUGGAGGAAAUAGAAAGGAAACUUUUGGGGCCAGAGUUGGUCUCACCAACAAAAAGGGUAUUGAGGUUCGGCAAUAAAGGAAAAUUAAGUCCUCGGUAUGUAGACCUUUGUGAGAUCUUAGAAAAGAUUAGAGCAGUAGCAUAUCGGUUGGCACUACUGCUAGACCUCUCGAAUAUUUAUCCGGUGUUUCAUGUGUCAAUGCUUAGGAAGUAUAACCUGGAUCCAUCUCAUGUAAUACGGUAUGAAACCAUUCAGUUGAGAGAUGACUUAACCUAUGAAGAGCAACUGAUGGUUAUCCUUGAUAAGCAAGUCAAAAAGCUCCAUUCAAAGGAUGUAGCCUCAGUGAAAGUGUUAUGCGAAACCACACCACUGAAGAGGUAA